Messenger RNA from Leptidea sinapis, 3124 nucleotides. RefSeq names its product vacuolar protein sorting-associated protein VTA1 homolog (gene Vta1). The transcript is spliced from 5 exons. NCBI's taxonomy places the organism in Eukaryota, Metazoa, Arthropoda, Insecta, Lepidoptera, Pieridae. The record is from RefSeq and is a predicted model, not a curated record. Bases 208 to 1179 code for a protein of 323 amino acids. Gene Ontology annotation, cellular component: multivesicular body. Gene Ontology annotation, biological process: late endosome to vacuole transport via multivesicular body sorting pathway.
AGUAACAAAAUAUUGUGUAAAAUUUAAGUAAGCUAUACUUUAACUUAGUAGAAAAAACUAGCUAGAAGUGCAAUUCGAUUUUAUAUUUAUAAUGUUGUAAUUAAGAAGAAUAUUUAAUCUUAUUUCCAAAACUUAAUGAAAAUUUAAUACAUAGGAAACACCUGGAGUACUGAUUUAUUAAGGGAGCUGCUUUUAGAAGGAGUGAGCAUGUCUGUUAAUAUACCUGAUUGCCCUCCUAGUCUUAAGACAAUACAACAUUAUCUGAAGACUGCUGUAGAACAUGAUGCAAGGGAUCCCAUCAUAUCCUAUUGGUGUCGUUUACAUGCACUACAAGUUGGGCUUAAAAUAACCACCAAAAAGACACCUGAAGAAACAAAAGUUCUGAUGUCUAUAAUGGAUUGGUUAGAAGAAGCUAAAAAAGUUAACAAAGACAAUGAUGCUAUAUCCAAUGAAGUGGUGGCUCAGGCACAUUUGGAGAAUUAUGCUCUCAAAUUGUUUUUGUAUGCUGAUAAACAAGACAGAGAACUCAGUUUUGGGAAAAAUAUGGUGAAGGCAUUUUACACAGCUGGUAUGAUAUAUGAUGUAUUGACAACCUUUGGAGAAUUGACUGAUGAGGCAAGCCAGAACAGAAAAUUUGCAAAAUGGAGAGCGGCUUAUAUACAUAAUUGCUUGAAAAAUGGAGAGACACCACUACCAGCUUCUCAGCAAGGUGAGGAUGGAACUAAUGAAGAUGGCUCCACAUCUGACGCUAACCCGCUAGCCCCCCCGCCUGAACCUGGCCACAUACCAGCGCCUGCUCCAACCAGCUUCCCACAAGACUUCGGCUUCUCGGACUCCAGUCAGCCCACCAUACCUACCAACUUCGGUAACUCUUUACCAGAUCCGAAUGCAGCCAUGCGAGCCGCAUCCCAACUACCACCAGUGCCUUAUACUCCAGAUCCAAACCCUGGCGGCUUCAUUCCGUAUGACCCUUUACAACAGCCACAGCAAACCCCCUCCAGCACUGUGUACGGGGACAACUCCAACCAAGUAGCCCAGCUUAACCCUGACCAGAUAGCCAAAGCACAGAAAUACUGCAAGUGGGCUAGCAGCGCGCUUAACUACGAUGAUGUGAAGACUGCCAUCAUGAAUUUAAGAAACGCACUGGAACUUCUGCAAACCGGACGCGACCCCGCUUAAAACCACCACGCUUAAUGUUUAACAUCACAAUAUAUUAUCCAUUCAACAUAACCAAUUUGUAUAUAUCACAUGCAGCACCGACAACACGUGCCUGUGAACACUAUAUAAUUAUAUUUUUUAUUUUUAUAAUUUGGGAAACUUACUGCUAGCUUACAAUGAUAACUUGUUAAUAAAUUUAAACUAUUGAUGGCUUCUUAAGAGUUUCCACAUAUAUAUAAAAACAAACAAAAACUGUUUAUAUUUUUUAUCUAGCUGUAUAUAUUUUUAUGACAAUAAGGAACGAGAUGAGCAGAACGUUCAUCUGAUUCAAAUUGAUACGCCCUGCCCAUUACAAUGCAGUGCCGCUCAGAAUUCUUGAAAAAUCCAAUAAUUCUGAGCGGCACUACAAUAAUUGCGCUCGUCUCCUUGAGACAUAAGAUGUCAAGUCUCAUUUGCCCAGUAAUUUCACUAGCUACGGCGUCCUUCAGACCGAAACACAAUUAUGCUUACACAUUACUGCUUCACGGCAGAAAUAGGCGCCGUUGUGGUACCCAUAAUCUAGCCGGCAUCAUGUGCGUUCCAAUAAAGCUUUCCCGUUUGUAUAUUAUAUUAUAUUUAUAUAUAGCUUGUUUAUAUUUACAGUCAAGAUAUGGUAAAUAUUUAUAUUAUAAUAUUUUAUAACCGCUAACCAAUCAAUAUUGUCUCGUUUAUGCUAAUGCAAUUAUAAACUUUAACUCGGUGCCUAAGUUAUUCAAUAAAACAAUACACAGGCAUCAUGUUUAUUUACUAAUCUUAAAAUAUUAAUCGAAUAAUAUAAAUAGGUAUUUCAUAAUAUGUUUGAUAAAUGCUUGGCUAAUUUUACUAAAUCAUUAUUAUUCACAGAUAUUAUUUUUUAAAUGGUAGUUUAAAAUAUUGAUAGUUGAUAUUUUUAUUUAAUCUUUAAACAUGUACAAUUACUUAUUAUUGUGAAUAUAAUACCUAGUCUAUCUAGGCCAAAUAAAGUUUUAUUAAUUCAUUUUUUCGUUGUCUAUACACGUAACCGACAACUUUACCUACUCUUGAAUUUAUGGACGUCACAGUAGCUUUGAAUAUCCAGCUUACCUACCUUGUAGCGUUUUCAUCAAAAAAGAAUAAAGUUGAGAUGAUGAGCACCGGAUUCGUUGUCCUCACAGGGUCGGCGGGCGGAUCACUUGGUAUUUAGGUACUCGCUGUGAAUUUAUUUACUCGCGCAAGCUUUGUUUUGCCGUGCGACGUUCACUGAUGACGUUGAUGGUCAGGCCUUAGGUGGCUAAUGAUUUUCUGUUAGCUAGUUUGGUAUGCUGAUGACGCAACAUUUAAAACCGAUUAACGGCCGUUUCAAUAACGUAUCUCUAGUUACGGAUACACUGCUGUCACCAAUGACAAGAUCUUAUCUAUCCAUAGUUAUAGUCCAAUGCUUUAAGUCGAUAGGUUAUUGAAAAGUAAGUAAGUGUAAAAGGAUAGAUUUGUCUCUAGUAAGUAAAACUUAGGAUAGAUAGGUUAUUGAAAACGGCCGUAAGUUGUUGACAAUUUAAUACCGUGGAUUAGGGAUUUUAUGCUACAUCUAAGAAGUACCUUAGUAGUAGAAAAUAUACUUACAUUUAACAGAUAGGUAAGUAAUAAAUAUAAUUUUGAGAAUCAACUGCAUACUCUAUCCGCUUUGGUUUACGGUACCUAGCUUCUGAAGACUUAAUUAACCUUACAGUACAAUAAGAUGCAGUUCGUCGAAGCUGAAUUAAUUAAGAACUAUCUGACAGAAGUUGCAAUGAUCAUUAUUUUUAUAUGGAUGCCAUAGAAUAUGACCUAUUGAUCUAUGAUUAAGUACAUACCUAUUAAUUGAACCAAUAAAUUAUUUCGUGUUAAUACCUUUUAAUAUUCACUAUAAUUAUUUUAUCAUGAACUUUUUGUUGUUGUUAUCACCAGAAAUAAACUAUUUUUUAAGAUAAAA